CCAGCCGUGGUCUCACCUUCGUCGCGCUCCGUGGCUGGUCGGCUGCUGCUCGAGUCGCUGGUGUUCACGGCGGUUCUGGCCACCAGCCUGACGCUCUUCCCGGGCUGGUAUUCGGUGCUGGUGGCGCUGUCGGCGUUGUUAUCUCUCUACGAGUCGGCCACUACGGUGGCACAGUCCGCGCCCGCGGUCUUCACGGCCAGGGGAGACGCCACUUCGCUGACCAUCGAUUGUCAGGUGCAACUGCUGUGCGAGGUGACCCGGAUGGCGCGCGCCAGGUUCCCUGUGGUGGCGACGCUUCUCAAGUCGGCGGCUCGGGGCGACCACCGGGGAGGUCCCAUCGUGCAGGCCAUACUGGCAGGGCUCGGUAGCGCCGACUGCGGCACGUUCUUCGACUGUCCGCGGCACCGCAUCCAACCUCUGCUCGCAAAGCAGCCUCAGCGAUAA
Rhipicephalus microplus (southern cattle tick) is the source of this 444-nucleotide messenger RNA. RefSeq lists its product as uncharacterized. Lineage: Eukaryota; Metazoa; Arthropoda; Arachnida; Ixodida; Ixodidae. The record is from RefSeq and is a predicted model, not a curated record.